Molecule: messenger RNA, 7359 nt
Organism: Phalacrocorax carbo (great cormorant)
Lineage: Eukaryota; Metazoa; Chordata; Aves; Suliformes; Phalacrocoracidae
Source: RefSeq, a predicted model, not a curated record
CCGGGGGGAGGAGGGAGGCAAGGGAGACCAUCCCCUCUCCCUGCUGCUGUUGCUGAAGCUGUGCCGGGGAUGGAGCCGUCGAUGUGGCUCCCCAGAGUUAGUUGCUCAGCAACCAGAAUCAAUUAAUAUGCUUUGCAGAAAGUGCAGGGGAAGCCCGAGCUGCUGUCAGCGAGAAGGCAGGAGACUGAGGGUGACUCAGGAUCCCACUUCUGCCUGACACCCAGGCGGUCCCACCCCAUCCUCUCCAAACCCCCCGUUAGCCACCGUUCUUUAUCCCUUUCUCUUUCCCUAUGAUAACUUAGUGCAUGUGUCCCCAAACCCUACAGGCAAGGUAUCUCCUUGCGCAAGAACUCUCCUGCUUUGAGGGUUUUGCUUUUAGAUCUAAUUUGUAUUUAGGUGUUAUUUGUCAAGUUUUCUCCAACACUUUUCUAGAAAUUCUAAUAUCCAUGUUCCUUGGGAAGGGAAAGGGACAGCUGAUGUUUUUGUCAGAUGGUUUUAAAGAUUCCUCAGAAUGAGAAAGGUUGUUUGGUAGUGCACAGUUGCGCAGCAAUAAUGAAAAUGCAUCAUGUGUGAACUGGGAAAGUUUUUGCCUCUUCUUUUAUUACAGUCCCUCUGAUGACACCACAAAUCUGGGAAUGAAGAACUUCUUAGAGCUGAUUGGAAAUGGCAUUGCGGAGCUGAAACUUAACUGGAGGAAAUAUAUCUCCUGAAGAGGAAAAUAUAAUGCACUGUAAGGAUCUGACUUCUGGUGAAAAAUUCAAGCCUAGAGAAAACUUGUCCGCUUUGUUAGGAAGAAUGGGUUGGACAAUUUUCUUCAAUUCCAAAGGAUAUCUGAAUGCCAUGCUGAGCUUAAUCUCUGCAGCAUGCUCUGUGCUUCUCAUCUCUUCCUGAUGCACUGCAUGCCCUUCUCUGGAGCCUCACAUGGAGGUGCAGCUUUGCCCUGCAGAAGUCAAGUCACGCGUGAAGAGAGAAACAACCUUCCUGGAUCCCUGCAGGUUAUCCUGAAGGGGAGGAUAAAGAAACUGGCCACCAAGAUGGUAAUCACUAGUGGAAAUGAAGAAGAUAAAGGCAGUCAAGAAAAGGAAAGCAAAGAAGAAACCAUCUUGGCAAUGCUCGGAAUUAUUGGGACAAUUCUGAAUCUCAUUGUGAUCAUUUUUGUGUAUAUUUACACAACGUUGUAAACUAGAAGGCAUGCAAAUAGACCAGAUAAAACGGCCAUUAAGAGUGACAACAAACAUUGCCGACUAUUGACAAGUUGUUUAAUCAGAAUUGACUGUGUAUUAUAUUAACACAUCAUAAAAGCACUGCCUGCAGGCAGCGGAGGCUGAAGCACAAUUAAUUUAAUAAGACUCUUUCACACAGUAACAAGCUUAACUCUUCUGUCCUGCCCUCUUCCUUUCGGUUUGGGGGAAAAUGACGGCAAUUAUGUAAGUUGUAGCUUUGAAGAAAUCCACCAGGGAUAUGUUGUUUUAACACAAUUAAAAAAAAAAAAAAAAGAAAGAAACUGUACAACUGUACACUAUAUACAAUUAGAAAUGUAUACUGUAUACUCGCAAAGAUUGAACGCAAAGAUAGCAUCAUAGCACAGAUCACGUGUCUGCUAGGUCAAAUGAUUUUUUCCUCUUGGUUUUUGCUUUUACUUACAUUGAAUCUGACAAGCUUUUUAUUUAGAAUGAACAUAUGGUGCAAUCAUGAAAAAUCAAUUCCAUUGAGCAAGGUCUGCCUAAACCUGAUAAAAUGUUGGGAGAAAUACAUUACAUGUUUAUUUUUCUUUUCUUAUUUGCUUAACAUCUGUGUCUGUUCAUACCGAUGUUUAUAAAUAUAUAUUUUUAAUAAAUGUGCUAUAUUUUUAGCAUGAACCAAAUAUUUGGAGACACUUGUAUUCAUGCAGCUAAAUUUUGUUUGAAAUGCACUUUUUGACAAUGGAUGUUAUUUUUCUCAGCAAUUAUACAGCAGUCUUGUUUGCAGCCCUCUCACUGUAGUCUGGAGCGAGCUCACAUCAUGCUCAUAUGCAUGACUUGAAGUUGGAAUGUCAGCUGAAAAGCAUUGCUGCUUAAUACAGGAAAUAGCAAAACAUUGUAAGGUGACCUUUGGAGACUGGUUGCAGAAAGAAGGCUCUAUUUAUAGCUUAAAAAAAAAAAAGAAAAAGCAAAUGAAAGGAAUUUUGAAGCAUCUCACAAAAUAUUACAAAAUUCACAGAAUUUAUGUCUUUCAGAAUCUGGCCACACUCUCUAAGUACUUAUAUUGAGAGAAGCGAGCAGAGGCUUAUGUAGCUGACAAAAGAAAUUUAGAGAGCCUGUAGUGAGGGGCUUAAGUGAAAUCCAGACUGUAAAUACAGAGUAUAUUUUAAAUGGGAGGAUAAUUAACCCUUUACGCUUCUCUGAUGUGCUUUAGCAGAGGUCGGUGCAGUCAAAUUCCCUGACUUGUGUUUUUGGCAGGAAUGUGCAAUGUGAUGAUGAUCACCAUUUUUCUUCAGAGUUCAGUACCUAUAAAUAUAUGAAGCAUUAAAAAUAUGAGACCUCAAUUCUGCCUCAAGCUGCCUAAGUACAUUGCCCAUUAACUCUGACAUAUCCUCUUAAAAAAUAGGUCAAUUAAUUGUUUACUGACUUGUGGUUUGAAUUGCAUCCUCAGAUGUACGAUGGGGACUGCUGUUGAAGUCAGCUGGAGCAGUAAAAAGUUUGAUCUUAGAGUCUUAUUUACUUUAGUGAUCAGUCCUGUCCCUCUGGAAUCAGUGAUGAGCUUUUCGUCAGUUUACAGGGGAUAGAACUGGUCUCAAAGACACAGAGUUUCAUUGCAGGAUAUGAAAGCAAGCCUGGAGAAGCCUGAGGGGCACCUCUCAUAAACAAACAGAGCUGUUUAGUCUCUUGUAGUAUUGCACAUUCAAUAAUAAAACUGUUAGGAGAAGGGAAAAGGUCAGUAAAUGAAUUAAAAUGAAAUCCAGUAUGAAGACUGAAGGGAAAAAGAGCAAAAAUAGUUUCCUGUUAAUGAAAACAGGACAGGGUGAGAGAGGUGAGAAAAUGAGCAGAGAUUUGAACAAGGAGAGAAUGGCGCAGAGAGUACGAAGCACGCCGGGGUGCUUGAGGAAACAUUUGUGUACGGACGGUGGUGGUAGAGCUGCAGGUCUUGGAGAGGGUGAGAAGCAUUAGUGGCACAGCUUCAGUGGAGCUGGGUGAGGCUGAUCUCGUUUUUUUAUUUAUAGUUAUUGAUUGGCAAUGCUAAGGAAUUAGCAAACUCUGCUUUUUGAUCAUUCUGAAAGAAAAAAAAGGCUAAAAUAUAUUUGCCUUCACUCUGCAUUUUUUCUUCUGGUUAAACUACUACUGAUCACAGCAUGUGGCAAUGGCACUGGCACUCCUGUCCCAGAGCACACCUGCACAUACGCUAGGCACCUGGCCAACUCCAGCCUGCCCCUUGCACUGGCAGGAUCCUCUCUGCAGAUGUUUCUCUUGAACCUCUCCUCCUUCUCCAGCAAACACCAAAGCAAUCUGCCUGAGGCUCAUACCCGUCUUCUGGAUGGGAAGCCUGGGGAAAGGCAGUGUCCGAGGGAAGAGAUGAGCUCUGAUACCUGAUAUUUCUUUGCCUCGCUCUGCAUCAUAUAAUAAUAUGUGUCAUCUUCUUAUGGGCAUAAAGAUGCUUAAUGAAUGAAAUUUCAUGAAGUACGUCUAUUGAUAUUACAAAUUAAAGCCCUGCAUUGUAAAAUAACACGUAACUCCCCCACCCUCCUAAAGUAAAGUAGCAACAUUUGCCGCUCAUCACAGUUGCACUCCUUCAGAUAUGGGCCAGCAUCUUCACCAGGACAGGCCCUGCAAAUAAGCUGGUGGAUCAACAAGCCUAAGGGCUCUGUGUUUACUCUGCCUUUCCCAACAGAAGACCCAUUAGGGGAAGAGUUUCCAGCUGUGGAUGUGCUGUACUUUGCCUGUUAGUCUUAGCGUAGGCAGUGUGACCAGGUGCCUACCGCCCUGCGCCGCCAGCAGCCAUGUGCUCUAUGCUUUGCCACGGGGCUUUUAUUGCACCCUGGCAUAGGAAGAAAGGCUUAUCCCAUUCCAUAAAAAGUUUAACACUUAAUAUUUUAAUUUUACAGGUUUCUGUUCACAGAUGGUUCUAGAAAUAUCCUGGGGCAAGUACUUCUUAAGUAGAUUCAUUAAGUAUUCAUUUAAAUAAAAAUUAAGAGUAUCCUUUGAGGCCAAUUUCUUUACUUUUUAUUUGGUAUUCAUGAACACUGAUAUGGGAAAAGCAUGUUUUCAAGACUGACUGUGUGAAGGAAGUGUUUUAUACAAAGAUCCAAAGGUAUGCCUACCCAGGCAGCCACACGCAGGCCUGCUUUCAGCUGAAUGCCAGCUGGAGCCAAAUUACCCUCCUGCUUUUCCAUGUGAGCAGUUUUCAGCAUGCACCUAUAAGAAAUAUUCAACUAGGUAGCACAUAUAUCAUGGAUACCUUGUAGUCAGUAACUGCAGUAUAAAUAGUGGAAUAAAACUUCUCAUUACAGGUGCUGAAUGGUAAAUAUGCUUUGGCAAGGAAAAAGCUGAUAGUCUCAUUUUUGGCUUGACUUGCAGGUAAUGCAAAUAGUUUCCAAAGUACAUUUUUUUUAACUAAAAUACUACUUCAUUAGUGACAGGAACUUUCAUGUUUACAUUUGAGUAGAAGGAAAUUACUCUCCAAUAUCUUAAUAAGAUAUGAAAACACCAUCUUUUUCUUCUGUCAACUAAGAAUGCCAUUGUAUUUUUAAAUUAUCCUAUGUAGUUUGAAGGUUUGUGUUAUGGGAAUGAAAAAUAUUUUCUUGAGGUGACAGGAAUGUGUCAUUCUCCCCACCAGUGUCAUGUGUGUUGUCCGGUGGGUCCAGAAGACUUCAAGAAAGAAGAUGAUAAAACUAUUUAAUUCACAUUAUGCACACAAUCAAGUGAGAAGGAAGAAGAAAGAUAGGCUACCGCUCUCACCUCUGGUUUCUAUAACUGCCACUGAAAAUUCAUCAUCUCAGGAAUCACAUCUCCAUACAGGAAUGUAUCUUCUUGUGUGCUGGCUGACAGGGCAGUCUUUCCAGUUAUGUACCUUUUGCUCCUGCUUGCAUCUCUGCAGCAGUGUGUGACUCAACGCGCCUCAGGACAGUUUUCACAUGUAACUGGCCUGGGAGCCUCUGGGAGCUGCUGUUUUGGUUUAUUGUGGUGUAAAGGCCUACUAUGGCACCGAGUUCUAUUAUUUUAAGGACAGCCAGUAAUCAUCUUCAUAUUAUUGUCUGGUAAUCUAGGGGAUACUUUGCUGGUUGAAUUCCUAGACCGAUCCUUUCCCCAGCCCACAUGUAAAAUUUUGAUUCAGUAGACAUCCAAAUACAAAAAAAGCUUCAGUUACAUUGUGGUAAAACUUUAGUAUGAAGCAUUCCUUAAGCCCAAGCAUCUUAUAUUUCCAUUUAAUCUACAUCUUGGAGCUCACCCCAAAUGCCCCUAGGUCUCACCCGUGUCAGGAGGUCUCAUCAUUUCUGAGUGAGAAUUGACAUUUCAGAGUGCAUCGUGACAUAAGCAGAGAAUUUGGCCCAGAGAGGGGAACGUGCCCAAAAAGUAACUGAAUUCAAACUCUAGGGAGGCAGCACUGCAGAAUUUACUAAUUAAAUAUUUUGAGGUUUGGCUGGAGUACUUUUUUUCUGGCUAGCCAGUAUUUUGGAUAAAAAAUAUUAUUGUUGUUCCUUGGAAAGUUUCUGGAAGAAAUAUGUCUAACUGAAAGAAAGAACCUCAUUGAAAAUGUUUCAGCAGCAAUUUCCAGCAGCAACCUUCCAAAGAAAACACCGACCAUGCCUCUGAGUGACUCUGGCUUCCUUCCUAAGAGUACUUUUGGCAGCUCAGGAACACACUGAACAUAUAUGUAAACUCAUCUUGUUUACUGAGAGGCUUUUUCUUCUUUGGAACAGAAUCCACAGACUUACAAAGAUGUACAAAUGUAACGAAUAGUACAUUAUGCAGUCACCACCAACAAAAAGAUGUUCUCCUUUAUUUCUAGCAGAUACCCAGCAGACACCCUGCAGAACCUGCACCGCUUCCCUGCCCGGCUGUGCAUUUUUGAGGCUCUUCCCAAAGGGUCUUAUAAACUCAGUGUAGCUUUCCCCACCACGGGGCCAAGAGAAACAAAACCUGUUCACCGUGGAAACCUCCACGCCAGGCUGAAAUCCCACAUGCAUCCAUAUACAUUUAUCUACAUACGAACCAUCUGGUAGCCAGUAAGACUCUCCUUGUCUUAAGCAUUAGGUUUGCUUAUUUGUGUUUCUCCUGGGGACAAAGACAGUGAAAGGCAAUUUGUAGGGUUGAAAGCACCCAACUGUUUGCAGUGAUACAACUUUCCAUAAUGUAGCCGUUACCUAGAAAGGAGCCUGUUCAACCUGAAAUAUGCCUGUGCAGUGCCAUGCGUGUGGCACACAAUCCUCCACGUGUAGUCUCUCACUGACAGAGUAUCCGUGAUUGUGCAGGGGGAUGGCUUUGGGCUGUAACUGGCCCCUGCAGCAGGGCUUUGUACCAAAGCCUGGAUCCCAAGUUGCGCUCUGUGGAGUGAAAGGAUGUCCUGCCUUGUACAUAGAAGGUACUUAGCCAUGGUCACAGCAGUGGUAUCCCUUCUUCUGCAACCAGUACAAGUUCAGCAUAAGAUGAUCCAUGCACCACUCCUGACCCUCUUCUGGGCAGCAGCAGAGCUUCCUUCCACAUGGGUGAGGAAAACAGCUUUGCUUCCCUAAUCUCCUAGAAUAGGGAGCAAAGUCUCUCCUGCACAAGAUAGCAGCAGGAGCAUCCAUUUCUUGCUGACAACAACCAGGUCACUUGCCUGGAUUGCUGAUGGAGACAAUUUUCCCUCCCAUCAUCCUACAUCCUGGUCUGGGAAAUGCCAGUUUAUUACCUGGUCUCUGGGUUCUCCACAGGCUCAGUCACCAGGUGGACUCAGGCAGACUUGUUUUAUGAUUCUGAGACUUUGUUAUACUCAAGUGCCUCCUGGAGCCAGGUCUUCAGGAGUAGAUUAAAGGUCCUGAUAUCUUAAUAUGGCCUUGAUACCUUGAAGGUCUCACCAUAACAAGAGCCUCAGUCAUUGUCAGUCUCUGGCAGCAAAGUGUUAAUGGCCUAGCGUUAGCAGGGGACACCAGAUGGGAGCCACCCUGAACCAGAGUUUGUGCAGAGGUGGCUGGCUGCUUUCCACAGUAUGUACUUACCUUCUUGAGGAGCAGUGGUAUUAUGGUGGAUUGAUGUUGGUGAUGGGUAAAUGUAAUAAAAUGUUCGUGUAGCAGGAGAAUGAUUUCUCACCUUUAGUUCCUGCAAACUUAACGGGAAAAGCUUUAUAAAUAAUUCUGGCUUUGUUAAUUUAAGAUAUGGAUUAAAAAUUACUAUAUAUGUUUUCAAA